Messenger RNA from Brienomyrus brachyistius, 624 nucleotides. It is a transcript of the gene gjz1, whose product is annotated as gap junction protein zeta 1. Lineage: Eukaryota; Metazoa; Chordata; Actinopteri; Osteoglossiformes; Mormyridae. The record is from RefSeq and is a predicted model, not a curated record.
AUGAUUACAAAGGGAUUUCUUUGCAUCCAGCUUAUAUUUUUCUUUGGUCAGCUUCCAUGGCCCAAACUACGUAUGUAUUUCGUCAGUAACACUACUGAUAGCACUUGCCUUCAUACUUGUUUUAACCAGCACUUUGACAGACUUGCAGUAAUGACUUGGAACUGCCUAUGUCUUGCUCCAUCUCUGCUACUCAUGGAGUUAAUUUCCUUUCAAGUGGUCCAUGCCAACAGGAAGAAUUCCCAGCAGCAAAACAGCAUGGAAAUGAAGGCUCAGUCAUCUCUAAAGGAUGAUGAGGUCAUUACUACAAUGGUUUCAAUUGACUUCAACAGGGACCACAGAAAUUUGACGUUAUACAUGUUAAGUGUCUUUUUAUGAAUACUGUUGGAGGCCUAGCUUUUAUACAUCCUGCUUGCCUGGAACAAAGUCAAAGGCAAGAGGCUGAAGUGGGAGUGUGAGGUGUGGGAGGAGUCUCCAGCAAUGCUGAUGGCUCUGCGGAGCCAUGCCUGUGUUGUGAAAGGAGCUCCAGAGCAGUGUGUGUCUAUCAAUACCUUGGUCACAAUCUCCAGCCUGGUUCUAGUCAUCAAUUUCUUUUUCUGCCAUUAUGCUUUAGGUUGUAAAUGUUAA